AAAUCUUACUGAUAAGAACUGCCUAAGGUGUUUUCAAAAUAUUUCAUGUCGGCUUCUAUUCAUUGAUUUUAUACUUUUGUAUUAUUUCGGCUAAUUCCUGAGUAAUUAUAAUUGAAAAAUGGCUUCCGAUGGUGAAAACAACGCCCUUCUUCUCAAGGAAAUCUUGCAAUCAAAUCACAGAUUCAGUCGUGAUAUUUACAACAUUUUAGCAAACGAUAACCAGGACGUCAUAUUUUCUCCCAUCAGUCUGCAAGUAGCUCUGUUACUAACUCUCAGUGGAGCUCAUGGGACCACCGCCCAAGAAAUGAAGGCAAGCCUGAACUUGAGCAAAGAAAAAGAAGAAAUUUUGCAAGGAGCUCAUUUGUUAUUGGAGAACCUGAAGAAUCCGAAUUUGAAAAUCGCGUCUCAAAUAUUCAUCGAACAACAGUACAAGAUUAAAGACACGUACGAAAACUUGGUGAAAAAAUACUUGAAAUCCUCUUUCGAAGCUGUCGAUUUCAAAAAGUCUGCGGACAAAGCUACCGAAACUAUUAACUCGUGGGUAUCUGAAAAAACGGAGAAAAAAAUACCCAAUUUGAUCCCUGCUGGUCUCCUGGAUGAAUUUACUCGUUUAGUGUUGGUAAACGCAGUGCAUUUCAAGGAUGAAUGGCGUACUAAAUUUUCUGAAAAUGAAACUUACGAUGAACCGUUUUAUUCUGCCAAAGAUAGCCAUGUCGUUGUUCCUAUGAUGCAUGUAAAUAAAAAAUACAGAUAUUUGGAAGAAGACACGUAUCAAGUUCUUGAGAUUCCGUAUAAGAAUGAAGACUUCCGUUUAUUAAUUCUUUUGCCUAAACAAAUCGAAGGACUCCGUCAAUUAGAAGAAAAACUAUCGGAAAUUCAAUUUUGUCAAAUAUUCUACCAUUUAGAAACUCGAAAAGUAAAUUUAACGUUACCGAAAUUCAAAAUGGAACAAUUUACCGACAUGAAAGCAGUUUUGAAAAAGCUUGGUAUGGAAACCAUGUUUGGUAACAGUGCUGAUUUCUCUGAAAUGUACGCUGAUGGAGAAGAAUCACUCUGCGUUAGUGAUGUUUUGCAUAAAGCUGUGCUUGAAAUUAACGAGGAAGGGAGUGAAGCUGCGGCUGCAACUGCUGUGAUGAUGAUGGUGCGGAUGUGUGCUCCUAUGGUCGAAGAUGAAGAGCCCGUUGAUUUCAAAGUCGACCAUCCGUUCAUGUUUUUGAUUCUUCAUCGAAGUACUAUUCUGUUCAUGGGCAAGAAAAGCGUCGUGUGAUUUUUACUUUUCACUACUCAGUCUUACCUACGUUUUCGAUGAGCUUCUUAUUAUUUGCAUUUAUAAUCCGUACCACCAGUAUUACAUUGCUUUACUUUCGUGUGUAAUUAAUUGUAGAGUAAAUUAAAAUAUUUAUUUUAUACUUUUAUCUAUGCAUUGAUAAUUUGAUGUGGGCUGUGUGUAUCGUACCAUUCCCCUUCACUUUGCGUACCAUACCUAGGUUUUUUAUUUAUUGUUUUUUUGAAACUUGUUGUUAUUUUUUUGAAAAUGAAUUUUAAAUUCUACUUAGGCUUAUUAAUGUAAACUUUCAUAAUAUUUUUGCUAUGCUUCUAAGCCUACUUCUUUUGUACGUUGCUUUUACAUAUUAUUAUUAUACUGUUGUUUAAUACUUACUUAUUUUCACGUGUUUAGUAAUUAUUUGAAUUAAUCUGUUACGAGUGUUACGGAAAUUAUAUUUAUUAUCUUUUUA
This is a messenger RNA of Planococcus citri (citrus mealybug), 1736 nucleotides long. RefSeq names its product serpin B3-like. The transcript has 7 exons. The record is from RefSeq and is a predicted model, not a curated record. Lineage: Eukaryota; Metazoa; Arthropoda; Insecta; Hemiptera; Pseudococcidae. Bases 119 to 1267 code for a protein of 382 amino acids. Gene Ontology annotation, molecular function: serine-type endopeptidase inhibitor activity.